Messenger RNA from Mesocestoides corti, 1773 nucleotides. The record is from the annotation of a GenBank genome assembly. NCBI's taxonomy places the organism in Eukaryota, Metazoa, Platyhelminthes, Cestoda, Cyclophyllidea, Mesocestoididae.
AUGCGAAAGCUUCAGUUAGGUUUAUCUAACUUUCGACGCUUAUGCAUCCUGAAAGGAAUUUACCCAGUGGAACCGCCGAAUAGAAAGAAAGCGGGCCGUGGAAGUACAGAGCCGCGCAUUUACUUCCACUCCAAGGAUAUUGGUUUUCUUGCACGUGAGCCAUUGAUCCAGACGUUUCGGUCUUUGCGUGUACAUCAGAGGCGCUUAAAGAGAGCUCGAGAAAAGCUUGAUCGGGACAAGGAAUUCCGUCUUAGAAUGAACAAACCAACAUACACUUUACACCAGCUUAUUAGAGAACGAUACCCUACCCGUCGUGAUGCAUUGCGAGACCUUAAUGAUAGUUUGAACCUCGUUUUCUUAUUCUCGCGUCUGCCGCGUUUAACACAAUUUCAUCCCGCAUUGAUCUCCUUGUGCCGGAGAUUUUGUGUAGAGUUCCUUCAUUACGUUAUCGCUAUGCGGUGUAUCCGAAAGGCUUUUAUAAGCAUUAAAGGCUUUUUCUUGGAAGCAGUAAUCGAUGAAAUUCCUGUUGCUUGGGUUAUUCCUCACCAAGCUGCUACACAUGCACCAUCUGAUGUGGAUUAUCGACUUUUAGCAACGUGCGUUGAGUUUGAUGUCACAUUGGUGGGGUCGCUGUUGGUCAAUCUGUAUAAAGAAGCAGGUCUUUUGUAUCCACCAAAGCUCAAUUCUCAAAACGUCCAUGAUCCUGCGUCUACAUACUGUUCUGCCGAAAGUGCCCAGUUCGAGUUCCUUUCUUCACUUUCCCUUCCAAUAAAACGAUUGGAAGAAAACAUUGCAGAGCCGGCUGAGUUGGAUAAUCUGGUCGAGUUACAAACCAUUGAUGACUCAGUAACUGCAGCAGUGAACAAGCAAGUACAGGUGCAGCGAAUAAAGAAUCUUUUUGAAGGCAAACGUUUCUUCCUCAAUCGUGAAGUCCCCAAGGAGGUGCUCACAGUGAUUAUCCGAGCUUGUGGCGGCGAUUGCAGUUGGGAUAUCUCCUCAGGUCCUGGCGCUACUUACACUGAAGACGAUUCGCGCAUCGACUAUCAGGUUGUCGAUCGGCCGAUGAAGUCAAUGAGUGCGAAUCGGGCCUACGUUCAGCCCCAGUGGGUCUUCGAUUCCCUCAACGCAGGUCGCCUGCUACCUACCCAGGACUACCUGCCCUCGGCCUCGUUGCCUCCCCACCUUUCGCCGUUCGCUACGGCCGUCGUGGACCCACGCGCGGACAUCGCCGACGCCCUCAAGCAGGCCGCGAUGGUGAAGCCCGCUCCGGGCUUCGGCGCCGGCUCCGCCCUCUAUCGCCCUCCCGAGGCCGACUACCUCGCCGGCCUCGUCUCCCUUGCUGAAGUCCGUGGUGCCGGAUUCGCCGCCCAGGCCGAGGGUCACCAAGAGGAUGACAAGGCGGACAAAACGGAGGUUGAUGAGGGCGACGCGCAAGAAGCUCCCAAAAAGAACAAGAAACGCAGAAAGAGCGUUUCUCAGGCUCUUAAGAAGGGUGGGUCACCAUGUCAUGCUUUCCUGGUUGCAGGAAAGAAGGCGGUGGUGGCACCGGGCCGGGCGCCGAGUGAGCUGACCGUCAAGAUGGCCGAACGCGCCGAGGAGAACGCGCAACGCAAGCUGCGCGAAUUGAUGCUGCCCAAGCGCCACAAGAAUUUGUACAGGAAGAUGGUUCACUCUCGCAAGACCGCUGAUAAGGACAUGCGAACCCUGGCUGAACGCCGGAAAGCAAUUGAGAGGUACGUCUCAUGUAGCUGUUUGCACAGUUGCUACCCAUAA